Didymodactylos carnosus is the source of this 1415-nucleotide messenger RNA. The record is from the annotation of a GenBank genome assembly. NCBI's taxonomy places the organism in Eukaryota, Metazoa, Rotifera, Eurotatoria, Philodinida, Philodinidae.
ACAUAUUCAAAAUCAGUAGCUCCUCAGCUAUCUACUAAUAAUAGAAUGUUUGUACUUUGACAUCGAAUUCAAUAAGUAGCAGAUCAUGGAUUUCUCAUAACGAUAGUGGAAAUGACACUACCCUAGUGCAGUCGCAUCACCAUCCUUAGCCACCCUCAAAAACAAUAUACAAAUAUAUCAAAAAUGUUCCUCAGAUACUACGCUAUUUAUGCUAAUCUCACAAAAUCUCGCAACUCUUUUCGACGGUUUUAUGGAUUUUCCAAAACCCCUAGUGGUUUUCGGGUAUUUGAGAGAUUUAUUCGUCAAGAAAGCACUUUUUCGUACAAACAAGCCCAGAUUUGGAAUCAGUGUGAAAAACUACAUCUAGUGGACUAUGUAUUUGGACGCAUUUAAAAAGUCAAAUUCUUCUCUUACCCGUAGAUCAACACUUGUCCGCAAUGACGUUAAACUACGGGUCCGCAAUGACAAUGAAAUAUACAUUCAAGUAACAAAUUCAAACGGUUACAGUGAAUCGGCACAAACAACAGAACCACUUCGUAGAUGGAGUAAUAAGUAAAACACAGCAGUAUUCACUUUGUACAGAACAAAAUGGUUGGACAGCCAUAGAAUUUAAACGAAAACUUGAUACAUGUGAUACAACGGACGUACCAAUAAACUCGGGUACAAAUAUUUUGAUAUUUGCCUAUGGUUUAACUGAUGUUCGUGAUGGUGAAGACAUACAAUAUCAUGAUGAACGAAGUGGCUCUAAACUAAUACCAUUAUUAUCUUAUGUAAAUCCACCAGACGAUUCAAAAUUUAAUGGACCAGACACAUUUGAAUUUCGUUUAAAUAACUAUACAGUACCACCUACUGAUACAACAUAUUAUUGUAAAAUAUUUAAAAUACCAACGUAUGUAGAAAAACGUCAUGCUAUAGCUCAUAAAAUGUUAAUAAAUGAUAAAAAUCGUGGUUUAAUUCAUCAUUUAUUAAUAUAUGAAUGUGAUUCAACGUCUGUAUUUGAUGAUAACAAUCUACCGGAUGGCCUUUAUGAUACCGUAUAUACAUAUCUUGAAAAAUGUGCAUCAAAUAUUGAAUUGUUCAUUUAUUACACUAUCCUUAAGAUGGUCAAAUUUCCAGAAGAAGCUGGCUAUCCAGUCAGUGGUGAUUUUCCUGUCAAAUAUUAUUUAUUACAAAUGCAUUACGAUAAUCAAAACUUAUCAUCGAAUAUUAUUGAUAGUUCCGGUACGAGAUUUUAUUUAAUUGCCAAAUUAAGAGAAAAUGAUUUAGGUUAUCUAACUUUUGGAAAUGAGUCGGCUCUAAUAGGCAUAGCAAUACCUCCAAAUACAGAUCGAUUCAUCAUUGAUACGUAUUGCACUGCAAAUUUCACACAGAUAUUGCUAACACCGAGUAAUGACGUUGCUAAUAAUCCAAGUUGA